Messenger RNA from Adineta steineri, 1605 nucleotides. The record is from the annotation of a GenBank genome assembly. Lineage: Eukaryota; Metazoa; Rotifera; Eurotatoria; Adinetida; Adinetidae.
AAACAUUAGCAGGCUUUUCAAUUGUAUUACGUCCAACAAUACCAUUAUCACAGAAAAUAUGUUUUGUUUUUAGUGGUCAAGGUCCACAAUGGUGGGCUAUGGGUAGACAAUUAUAUGAAAGUGAACCUGUUUUUAAUAAAUGGAUUAACUUAAUUGAUGCGGAAAUGACAAAAAUUAAUAAUGAUGAAUGGAGAUUAUUAGAAGAGUUAAUUGAAAAGAAAAAUGAACAAGAAUCUCGUAUUAAUGAUACAAAUAUUGCUCAACCAACAUUAUUUGCUAUACAAGUUGCAUUAGCAGCUUUACUUGUUUCAUGGAAUAUUUAUCCAUCAUCUAUUAUAUCACAUAGUGCUGGUGAUCAAGCAGCUGCUUUUGUUGCUGGUCGUUUAAGUUUAGAAGAAGCUGUUCGUGUUGUUUAUCAUCGAUCACGUCUUCAAAACCGUAAUACAAGACAAGGUGGUCGCAUGUUAGCUGUAUCCAUGAGUGAAGAGGAAGUAAAAGAAAAACUUCUUCAAGGUAUUGAACAUCUUGUUUCUGUUGCUGUUGUUAAUAGUCCUCGUUCGGUUACAUUAAGUGGAGAUGAGAAAACUAUUGAUGAAUUACAACAAAUACUUACAAAAUUUUAUCCAAAUGUUUUUAAAGCUCGUCUUCGCAUAGAAAAUGCAUUUCAUUCUCAUCAAAUGGAUCGAUUUGAUAUUGAAAAAGAAAUGUUAUCAUCACUGAAAGAUAUUGAAGGACUUCCUUUAGUAGAUCCACAACAUAUUUUUCAUGCAAAAUGUGCCCAAGCAAGUCUCUAUUCAAGUGUUGUUGGUGGUCGAUUAAGUGAUGAGACGCCCGUCGAUGCUCGCUAUUGGUGGUCAAAUGUGCGACAAUGUGUUCGAUUUUAUGAUGCUAUCACAUCUAUUAUAAAUGAUGGCAAUGUAAGUGUUUUUCUUGAACUGUCACCACAUCCAGUAUUGGCUACAUCGAUUCAAGAAUGUUAUCAGUCGAUAAAUCAACCACCAACUAUUCUUCCAACAUUAAAACGAAAAGAAAAUGAACAAAUAACAUUAUUGACAAGUCUUGCACAAUUAACAACAUCAUCUCAUGUUUGGGAACAAUACUUUCAUACUCGAAAUGUAUUACCUACGAAAGAAAAUGAGCAACAUUUCGAUGAUUUUCCAUUAUAUUCAUUUCAUCUUGUUCCAUGUUGGUAUGAAUCAAAAGAUGCAGUUAUCAAACGUCUAGCUAAUUGUAUUCCUAUUCAUCCUUUACUUGGUGUUCGUCAAUUAACAGGACAGACAAGUGCAACAUGGAAAAGUCUUAUUAAUAUUAAUUUACCAAAAUAUGCUUAUUUAAAAGAUCAUAAAAUCCAAGAUAACAUUCUUUUUCCUGCUGUCGCCUACCUUGAACUUGCUACAGCUGCAUGUUAUCAACUACUUUCACCAACAACAGACGAUAAACAACCGACAAUUAUUUUUGAACAAGUGAAAUUCAUCAAAGCACUUAUGCUUACUGAGCAUGAACUGACAGAAAUAUUUACACAAAUUAUCAUGCCAAUGCGUGAAUGGUACAUUUAUAGUCGACCAUGUCAACACUGGCCAUACCUGACGAACGCAUACAAUUCGA